AUGACUGAUAAAAAUGGCGUUGGUGUGACAGUGUUUGGUCACGACAGUGAAGAAAGAACUCAUGUCACUGGCUACGAAGAUAAAGGCGCCUACAGUAGAAAUAUAACAUAUCACAACGCGACCAUGAAACAAAUCGAGAACGUGGUUAAUGCGUCAAUUCAUUGCGAGCAAUUCAUAAAAUACGAGUGCACAGGCACCCUCUUCCAGUUUCAAUUACCUGAAGGUGCAUUUUCCUGGUGGGUAUCACGUCAAAGAUACAAAAUGUUGUAUUGGGGUGGUUCGACUCCAAGUGCUAAAAGCUGUGCAUGUGGCAUGAAUCGUACCUGUUAUCAUCCCAACGAAUUCUGCAAUUGUGAAAAUGUGCAAGGCGAAUGGACUGAAGACAGCGGGUACUUGGUCGACAAAGAAUAUCUGCCAGUGAGCGAGUUGAGAUUUGGUGAUACAGGGAACAGUAAUGAGGAGGGAUAUCAUACACUGGGCAAGCUGUUGUGUUGGGGCUAA
Messenger RNA from Paramuricea clavata, 501 nucleotides. The record is from the annotation of a GenBank genome assembly. Lineage: Eukaryota; Metazoa; Cnidaria; Anthozoa; Malacalcyonacea; Plexauridae.